Ostrea edulis (European flat oyster) is the source of this 2147-nucleotide messenger RNA. RefSeq names its product eosinophil peroxidase-like. The transcript has 14 exons. The record is from RefSeq and is a predicted model, not a curated record. The coding region runs from base 180 to 2060 and encodes 626 amino acids. Gene Ontology annotation, molecular function: heme binding; peroxidase activity. Gene Ontology annotation, biological process: response to oxidative stress. Lineage: Eukaryota; Metazoa; Mollusca; Bivalvia; Ostreida; Ostreidae.
UUUUCGUACUGCCAGGUACGUGUACAGCAGAUGGUUUAAGCAGCAAGGAAAUUCGGAAGGCUGUACGAAAAGCAAUCAAAGCUGGAGAUCAAACCCUUGAGAAUUAUAGAAAGGAGUUACGUGAAUUUAAGGAAAAAGGAAUUGAUACCAACGAAGAACCCUCUAAAAACAAGCAUGACAUGAUCAACAAACGCAAGAAAGAAGCCGAGAAGAUGGCCUUAAACGGCAUCAUCUCCAUAGAGGUGACCCGGACCCUGGUCCAACAAACUGGCAUGACACCAACGGAACUGGCUUCUCAUCCCGAACUUCGUGAAGAAAUCCAGUCACAAUUUUGUCCAAAUGAAACGCUAGAAAACUGUGACAAAGCAGAACGAAGUGCCUACAGAUCCACGGAUGGAAGUUGCAAUAAUAUAAAUCAUCCGGAGUGGGGGGCCGCCAUUACACCUCAGCCUCGAUAUCAACCUGCGCAAUAUGACGACGAAAUAACUUCCCCACGGAAAAACGGUAAAAAUGGACAGCCUCUUCCCAGCACAAGAUUGAUCAGUAACAAAUUAUUCCGGGCGGCAGGAGACUGCACGGAGACUGACUUUACCCAGACCCUGAUGGUGAUGGUGUGGGGACAGUUCAUUGAUCACGACAUAGUAUCCACUCCUGUGACGGAAGGGUUUGGUUCGCCGAUCAAGUGUUGUGGUGAAGAAGUACAAGACAGAGAGGAUUGUUUCCCAAUAGAAAUCCCCACGGAUGACCCGCACUUCACCGUCAGCUGUAUGGAGUUUGUGAGAUCCGCACCCGCUCCUCCGCUAGAUGGCUGUCAGCCAGGUCCGAGGGAACAGAUCAACCAGAUCACGUCUUUCAUUGAUGGAGGGGUCGUCUACGGUGACUCGCGGAGGGCGUGGCUAGAUCUCGCAGAUUCGGAGACAGGAAGUAUGCUGGUCUCGGACGGGGAUCUGUUACCAGCAGGGGGAUCCUGUCAAACCCAAGACGGCGACUUCUGCCAACAAGCAGGUGACCAUCGCGUGAAUGUCGUGCCGUCAUUAGGAGGGAACCACUUGAUGUUUUUACGUGAACACAACCGGAUAACAGAUGAACUGAGGAAAGUGAGACCUGACUGGGGGACAUGGCGGGUGUUCCAGGAAGCCAGAAAAAUCGUAGGCGCCCUACUACAGCAAGUUACCUACGGGGAAUACCUACUUACCGUUCUACGAGAGGAAGACCUUGUAAAAUUCAAUCUGAAAUUAAGAAAGAGGGGAUUUAGCUCUAGUUACAAUGCUAGUGUGAAUCCGGCCGCCAAAAACGUCUUCAACGCCGCCGCAUUUAGAUUUGGACAUUCGCAGAUUCCUCCCACAAUGGCGUACCUUCUUCAGGAUUACAUGACUCGGGUUCAAGUUGCUCCCAUCGAAUCCACCUUUCACGAUCCGCAUAUGUUGGUCACAAGUGGAGGUCAGCGGGUGUCGGAUUUGGCGCGGUUUGUAAUAACAUCAAACGGAAUGAAAGCAGACAGUCAGUUUGAGGGAGCAGUUCGUGAUCGAAUGUUUGCGGACACACAUGGUCAUGGUUUUGACCUUGGAGCAUUGAAUAUUCAGAGGGGUCGAGAUCAUGGACUUCCGGCGUAUAAUUCCUGGCGGACGUGGUGUGGACUUUCAGUGGCAACCUCUUUCAGUGAUUUGCAGGACAUUAGCGAAGAGAACAGACUCAAUUUAGCGGACGUGUAUAGUGAUGUUGACGACAUCGAUGUUUACGCGGGGGGAAUGGCGGAGACACCAAUGACAGGAGCUAGUGUCGGACCCCUGUUUUCAUGCAUCAUAGGGAACCAGUUUAGAGACUUAAAGGACGGCGACAGAUACUGGUAUGAGAACCAGGGAAAGGAGGGAUUCAGCAGAGCACAACUCCAAGAAAUACGAAAAGUCAAGUUGUCUAAAAUUCUGUGUGAGAAUCUUGGUGUGGAGACUGUACAACCGGAUGUGUUCCAUGUUCCAUCACCAAGAAAUAAUUGGAGACGUUGUGACCAGCUACCUGGAAUUGACUUUUCCGCAUGGAGAUCCAACUCAGGAAGUGUCUGAUGUAUCACUCUGUCCAAUUCGCAGCACAGAUUACGCUAGAGAAAUCGUUAGAAAUGAAAUUCUCUAAUAAAGCAAAGUGCAUUACUA